Molecule: messenger RNA, 751 nt
Organism: Capsella rubella
Lineage: Eukaryota; Viridiplantae; Streptophyta; Magnoliopsida; Brassicales; Brassicaceae
Product: protein GLUTAMINE DUMPER 4
Exons: 1
Coding region: 96-566 (156 amino acids)
Biological process (GO): regulation of amino acid export
Source: RefSeq, a predicted model, not a curated record
CUUUCAUAAAGUGUGAGAACAUAAAAAAAAAUAGUUAGCUAAACAAAGAAGAGAGGAAAGCAAAAAAAAAAAGAUCUGAGUGAAACAUAGAAAAUAUGAGACCAUUGAGCAUUAAACAUGUUGUAGCGAGACAUGCCACGUCAGUAAAGCCACUCGAGAGCCACGGACCGCCUCUAUCGCCGUGGCACUCGCCGGUGCCGUACCUUUUCGGUGGUCUUGCGGCUAUGUUAGGACUCAUAGCAUUCGCUUUACUUAUCCUCGCUUGUUCUUACUGGCGCUUGUCCACCUCCGGUGAUGACUCAGGCGAAGGCAACAGUGGAGGAGCCGACGAGGAGAAAGAGAGUCGUUCAGGAGCGAAGGCUGAGAGCGUGGCGUAUGAGGAGAAGAUUCUUGUCAUAAUGGCCGGAGAUGACUUGCCUAGGUAUCUUGCUACGCCGGCGAUGAAUAAGUGUAUGUGCGGUGGUCAUGAGGGUAAAGUUGUAAUUUCCAAGGAGGAGGACGGUGGUGCUGAGGAGGAGAAGAUGGGUGAUAAAACGAAAGGAGAUGAAGAAACGAGUCAUCACUGAGCUUUUUGUUUUGGUUUUUUAUUUUUUUUUCUCUUUUUUGGAACUUUUUGUUGUUGCUUGGGGAUUUUACUUGGGAAAUUUUGGGAAUGUAAAUUUUACUAAGAGAGAAAAUUUUGAGAGUUAUGAUUAAUAUAUGUUUUUUUUAAUCGUAAUUUCUUAUUCCAAGACAAGUGAUUGAUCGUCAA